This is a messenger RNA of Aedes aegypti (yellow fever mosquito), 1775 nucleotides long. RefSeq names its product purine nucleoside phosphorylase. Gene Ontology annotation, biological process: nucleoside metabolic process. Gene Ontology annotation, molecular function: purine-nucleoside phosphorylase activity. The record is from RefSeq and is a predicted model, not a curated record. The transcript has 3 exons. NCBI's taxonomy places the organism in Eukaryota, Metazoa, Arthropoda, Insecta, Diptera, Culicidae. Bases 544 to 1542 code for a protein of 332 amino acids. Gene Ontology annotation, cellular component: cytoplasm.
CCGUUCCAAUCAGUCCUAAUCUAGCAUUUACGGAGAGCGGUCGAUUGUGUUUCUGACUUACAAUAAGUUCAACGCAGCAGCCGUCGCCUCCCGAGUUCGGAAUCUAUCACCUAAAUAAGAGCCCCAAAGUAGGCGCGCGUUCAGUUCACGUCUUCUGGUUCAGAAAUCCCCACGAUCGAUCAGUAGGCGAUCAUUAGUUAGGCUGCCGGGAAAUAAUUUCUACGGACCGAAUCUUGACAUACCGUGGCCUGCCUAGUUGUUGGCAAUCUUGUUUGACAAAUUCCUCACCGCGACGAGUUUUCAGCAAAUUGAAAGGCUUUUUAAUUGGAGCGAUCCCCGCAAAGUUGCGAUCGGAACGUGUUGCACUUGAUCUGCAUUCGCGCACGCAAGCACGCGCCCGUAUUUGUCGAAGUAGUUUACGCGUGAGCGGAGACAAAUCGUGGGUAGUUUUCGUAGGAUCAGUGAUCUAUUUGCUGUUAGACGUUACAUUUUGCAAAUUUGAAAUUCAAUAAGGACGAAGUUUGAGAAAAAAAAGAUUUAACGAUGAGUGACAAGGUUUAUGUCAAUGGUAUAACGAUCAACGGCAGUGAAUGCAACGGAAAUGGAACCACGCUGACGAAUGGAACACCCGCUCAUGACGAAGAGAAAAUUGCAGGCGUGUUUUAUAAUGCGCGGGAAGAUGCAUGGUACACUUACGACAUGCUGCAGGAAAUCGCCAACCAUCUGCUGUCGCGAACGCAGCUACGGCCAAAGAUCGGAAUCAUUUUGGGCACGGGUCUCGGGUCAUUGGCCAACCAGCUGACCGAUGCGGACUACAUCGACUACCAGACCAUCCCACACUUCCCGGUUUCGACCGUGGAUGGCCACGUGGGGCGACUGAUCUUCGGAUAUCUCAAGGGCGUUCCGGUGAUGUGCAUGCAGGGCCGAUUCCACUACUAUGAAGGAUACCCACUGGCUAAGUGUUCGAUGCCGGUUCGAGUGAUGAAGCUAGUCGGUUGUAGUCACCUGAUCGCCACCAACGCUGCCGGAGGGCUCAAUCCCAAGUACAAAGUCGGUGACAUCAUGCUCAUGAAGGAUCACAUCAACAUCAUGGGUUUCGCCGGAAACAAUCCCCUGCAAGGUGCCAAUGACUCCCGUUUCGGACCCCGGUUCCCCAAUAUGGUGAACGCCUACGACUGGAAGCUGUUGAAGAAGGCCAAAGAAAUCGGAAAGGAUAUCGGCAUCGACAACGACCUGCACGAGGGCGUGUACAUCUGCUUGGGUGGUCCCAACUUCGAAACCGUGGCCGAGCUCAAAAUGCUCCGGAUUUGGGGCGUAGAUGCCGUGGGGAUGUCCACGGUGCACGAAAUCACCACUGCCGUCCACUGCGGGAUGACCUGCUUUGCGUUCAGCUUGAUCACGAAUUUGUGCGUGCCGGAGUACGACACCGAGGAAACCCCCUGCCAUGACGAUAUCGUAGGAAUCGGCAAAAGCCGGGAAUCGACGCUGACGGAUCUGGUGGCGCGGAUGGUCAAACACAUUCACAUGGAACUGAAAAAGUGAUGCAGCCGACACAUUCCCUUCACAGCAAACACAGUCGAUCGCCUCUUCUGUUCAUUAGGACAAUUAUGCUUAAUUCUUAUAGAAAUUUUAACAUCGCCCUAUCAUUACUUUUUAUAUUCUCCACAUCUGAGAUUAAUUAGCAUGUAAGACACUUGAUAUUGGUUCAUCUAGGAAGAUUUUAGUGAUGUUAUUAUAAGAUUAUAAAUCUUUAUAAUAAACUUUCCUCUUUUAAA